AGCUUAAGCAUUUGGUCGAAAAUUUGUGCCCAUUCUAGUAAAAUUCUCCAAAGAAAGAGGUUGUGUCGCUUUGAUUUUUGAAGUCAGCGUCUGGAAUUUUUACUCAUUUUACUUAAUCAAACGAGAAUUUAAACAAUAAUUGUGUUUUAAUUUUAAAGGAAGGUUGAUUUGCUGUUUUCUGCCACAAAGUAAAUGAGUCGCCGACAUGGCGGACGAUGAGCAGUUUUCACUUUGUUGGAAUAAUUUCAACAGUAAUUUGUCGGCUGGUUUUCAUGAAUCACUAUGCCGAGGCGAUCUGGUGGAUGUCACUUUGGCGGCGGAGGGCCAAUUCGUGAAGGCGCAUCGGCUUGUUUUGUCGGUGUGUUCGCCAUAUUUCCGCAAAAUGUUCACCCAAAUGCCAGCGAACCAACAUGCAUUCGUUUUUCUGAAAGAUGUAAGCCACUCAGCUUUAAAGGAUCUAAUACAGUUCAUGUAUUGUGGAGAAGUUAAUGUGAAGCAAGAGGCGUUGCCUGCAUUUAUCAGUACAGCUGAAGCCCUGCAGAUAAAAGGACUCACAGAUAGUGAUCCCGCGCCUGCACAAUCUCCGGCCAAGCCAUCCACACCAGCGCCCCAACCAGCGCCGCCCGCCCAAACAAUAACUCAAGCUAUUACACCUCCCCGUGUAAGACAGCGUAACAGUACAAGUCGGUCGUAUAGAAUAGAAACAGACGAUUCAGAUGACAAGAGUACCCAAAUUGUAUUGCAAGCAACACCGGUACAACAACAACAAACCCAGCAACAACAACAAACACAACAACCUACCAUAGUACAACAAACAACAACCACCACAGCUAUAGUUAGUCAAAAGAGAACGGCACCCCGCAGUAUAAGCACCCCCCAUACAAAACGAUCAAAGAAUACCAUCGAUCCGCUUGAGGCAUCCGAACCUACACAGAUUACCGUUCAGACAGUUACCGAAAGUAAAUCGACGAGCGAUGCGGAAUUUAUUGACUUGCCCAUUGAAAUGCCGACCAAAUCUGAACCUGAUUAUGCUGAAGAAACCGGAGAAGUUGAGACUGCUGAACAGGACGCAACAUAUGUUGAGGAUGAUUCAUAUGGUGAUAUGAAAUACGAUGAGAGCUAUUUUACAGAACAAGAGGAAGCGGGUGCGGCGACGGGCGGUGCUGGUGGAGCAACAACAUCAACGGCAGUCGUUAAACAGUCAUUCGUUGAUAAUUCAUAUGUGGAACAGGCGGAUCAAUCAGCUAAUGAAGCACAGGAUGAAGUACGAUUCAUACGAAGCCAGAAAAAGAACGCCCAAUUGGUGUACAAGGGAUUUAUCUACAAUAAGAAAUUAACCCAAGCCAAUGGACACACUACGUGGCGGUGUAUCGAUGUUUUAAAAUGCCGAUGCAAAGCAGUGGUUAUCACCAAAAGGAGUGAGCUUGUGGCGGCUCGUCGUAACCACAAUCACUUGGACCACUUGUCUCGCAUUGGUCACAGACCUCUUUAUCGCGAGGAAGAGGAUCUGGGCGAGUACAUUGAAAUCAAGGCCGACGAUCCAAAGCUGAACGAGAUCAUAACCGUGUCUCAUCUUGAAUUCGAUAAGGACAAUUAUAAAAUAUUUGUGCCCUCAUUGAAAACCAAAAAAAUAUAAAGUAGACUUUUAAUUUUUGAUUGCUCUUCUUAGGGACUUAUUUGUAUUUGUUUAAAUUUAAUUUUUUGAAACAUCCAAUAAAAUGAAUAUAUUAUAUUCUAGAAAAGAGAAAUAACAUUUUUAUCAAGGGAUAUGCUAAGCACUAUGCAGUCUGUAUGCAUAGAACAUGAUUCCAAGUAACUAAAUGGAAAAGACCUUUUUAAUUCAACGAAAUAGUUUUUAUUUAACGUGCCUCCAUUUGGUCUAAUUGGCGAUACAAAAAUAAGAUUUAUUAAAACCAGAUACUUAAUACACACAUACAUUAAACACUUAUUUUAAUUACGCAAACACUCAAUUUUAUUCCGAAUGCACAAAAUUGCAUGAACUUUAACCAAAGUUUUGCGAUUUUAGGUCUUACGAAUAAUUUUAUAAUAUAUAUUUUCCGAUAGGUAUUAGUUAAAUUAAAAACCAGGUAUAUAUGAGUAUGAAUUGCAUUUUUAUCACAUCAAUUUUAAAGGAGUUACUGUGGAUAGUUUUUGUUUUAAAUACUCACCCAGUUGAAAUAAAACUAAGGAACUACCUACUUCUCAGUAACUUACUAUUUUUAAACUCGAAAUAAUUAGCAAAAUAGAUUAUAAUUUUCUAUUCCUUGCUUUUUUGUUUUUACUGAUCUAGAAAAUAAUAUAUUUUAAAAAUUUUGUAUUUGCAUUAUUUUAAUAUUAAUUAAAAGCCCUUGACAUAGAAAUGUAAAGAACGGGUUACGUUUAUAAGAGUGUGUUAUUAGUUUUUCCACAACAAUUAAUUUGUUUACGAAUCCUUUUCUUUUUAUAUGUAUGUGUAUUAAUGUGUAUUUUCUCAAGUUGACUCCUGAGAGAAAUACUUUCAAAUCAAUAAUCAGCGCUAUCAUGAAUUCCAUCGUAAUCGGAAAUUUGCUCCGGAUCCCGAAAAAUCAAUCACAAAAUCCGUUCGUAGUGGAAAAUCUCAUACAAUUUUGCAUUACGAACGGAUUUCAUGAUACAGUUUUUUGGGAUUCGUAAAAAUUUCCGAUUAUGACCGAAACCAUUUGGCCCUUCAAUUCCCAGUGUCAACUGUGGAUGACGUGUGAUUAUAAUUCUAAUUUCUUAUUCGCAAAUAAAAACUCUUGUUAGAAUUUUUUAAAUUUAAUUUCUGCAGGCGUUAAUAGAAAAACAACAUUCACAAUUUUUAUUGUAGGUGACCCUCUUUAUAAAGUGUCGUGAAGUUAUUUGGUUUAAAAUAUUGUAGGUCUCUUUUAGAUCCAUUUAUGCUAUUGAUUAGACAUCGGAAUUGAAGGGUUAAAUAACUCUAUUCAGGUCAUAAUAUUUAUACUUUUUUCAUAAAUUUGAUAUUUUUAUUUACUUGGAAAAUUCAGAUGUAGACCCACGAUAAUUUUUUUUAAAGACUACCUUUAUUUGUUUUAUAUAUUAAUACAAAUAUGUAAAUAAUAAACAAAUAUUUGGACUAUGUUAGAAUUCUAUUUUUCUUUAUAGUUCAGUACUCAUAUGGGAUCAUCGAUCUAUAGUUAACUUUCAGAUCAGUACAGAUGACAUCUUCAUAAUUUCCAUUGGGAAUGUAUAUAACUAAGAACUUGUGUUUAGCUUUUCAUUGCUGUCAAAUAUUUCUAAAAUAUUUAUAAUGUUUAAGUUAUAUAAAGAAUAUUUUAUAUUAUCCUUUUUUUAUAUGAAUAAAUAACGGUAAUCUCAA
This is a messenger RNA of Eupeodes corollae, 3337 nucleotides long. RefSeq names its product modifier of mdg4-like. Gene Ontology annotation, molecular function: protein binding. Gene Ontology annotation, biological process: regulation of transcription by RNA polymerase II. Gene Ontology annotation, cellular component: nucleus. The transcript is spliced from 5 exons. The record is from RefSeq and is a predicted model, not a curated record. Lineage: Eukaryota; Metazoa; Arthropoda; Insecta; Diptera; Syrphidae. Bases 206 to 1636 code for a protein of 476 amino acids.